GCGACACAAGCUCUGCAAACAUUGCAUGCCGAGGGGUUGAAUCUAUAUCAGGACUCGUUUGCAUUUGAAGCGUAUCAGUUCUGUAUGCUCCUUCGUAGCUCUGAGGAGAGUGGGCGAAAUGCGAUAGCCAUGGUGAUGACGACAGCAGCAGUAAACGUUCCCACCACUGGACCGAAUGCCCUAUUGUCCCAAAGGGGAAAAAACCCGUUAGCCAUAAUUUAUUCCAAUGUAAAAGACGAAGAAAUCGCCGGGGAUGAUCUAGGCGAUAUGGAGAUGUUGACCUCAGCUACUGUCCAGACGACCGGACCUGCACUGACAGCGAAGUGCAUUGCGUAUAGAGUCCGAGGAGUGUUAGCCGCCCGUCGACGCGAACGCCAGUGGAUCUAG
Molecule: messenger RNA, 387 nt
Organism: Acaulospora colombiana
Lineage: Eukaryota; Fungi; Glomeromycota; Glomeromycetes; Diversisporales; Acaulosporaceae
Source: the annotation of a GenBank genome assembly